AUGAACAUCAAUUUGGGAGACGCUGAUCCAAUAAUUGCCAGAAUUGUUAUUCGAAAAUUGGAUAAGGAAAGUCUGCUUCUAUAUGAGCAGAACACAAAAAAAUCAAGGGAGAUCCAGGAGCUAAGAGAUGUGCUGGAGUUUCUCGAGCAGCAUUACCAAGCGUUAGAAGCCUCAACAACUAAAAAACAACAAUACAACUUUAGCAAACAAAACAUCAGAUCUACAUCACUGUUUACAGAAAAACGCAGUUGUUAUUUUUGUAAAAAACCAGGUCACGAAAUCUACUCAUGCAAAAAAUUUUUGGAGCUGACCGUUACAGAAAGACAUUCAUGGGUAAAAUCUAAAAACUUGUGCUACAAUUGCCUUAAGCACAAAACAGACAAAAAAUGUUUAAGUGAAAGCAAAUGUCAAAAAUGUGGGUUGUAUCAUCAUACACUUAUUCAUUUUGAAAAGCAGCGAGUUAAUUCAACGAUGAGCACGAACACAUUGAGCAGCGUUUUGCUAGCUACAGCCCAAGUGCGGGUAAAAUCCUUACAUCAAGAAUAUAUAACAUUACGGGCUUUAAUUGAUCAAGGUUCGCAGAUAACCUCUAUAAGCGAAGAAGCAGCACAAAUCCUCCAAUUACCCAGGAAGAAAACUGAGGUUAAACUACAAGGCCUGGGACAAACAGUGGUAGGAGUUGCAAAAGCAAAAAUAAACUUAGAAAUACAUCCGAGAUUUCUAAGCAACGAGAUGAUAACAGCAGAGGCAUUAAUAUUACCAAAAUUAGUGGCAACUCAUCCCGAUGUAUCAUUUAAUUAUGAUGUGCAAAAAUGGAAAAACUUCAAUUUAGCAGAUCCCAAUUUCAACAAAGCAGAUAGAAUUGAUAUUGUUAUUGGUGCCGACUUAUUCUCGCAAAUAUUGGAAGACGGUGUACAUCGUGAAGAGAAAAUUCUUGGGCAAAACACUAAGUUGGGUUGGAUUCUAUCUGGCGUGAUCCGAGUAAACCAUAAAAGCAAUACAAAAUCAGUAGCUACUACCAACAUUGAAAGGUUCUGGGAAAUCGAGGAAAUAGAGGAGGAAAAUUCCCUAGACGAGGAAGAUAAAUGCCUAAAACUAUAUUCUGAAACAACAAGAAGAGAUGAAGAUGGUAAAUUUAUCGUAAGACUACCAUUUUUAGAAGAUUGCGAGCUUGGCGAUUCUUACAAGAGGGCGAUGGCUCGAUUGAUGAGUCUAGAGAGGCGGCUAAAAGAAAAUCCAUUACUAAACAACGAAUACUGCAAAAUAAUGGAAGAAUUGCUAUCAAUGGGCCAUAUGAAGAAAGUAGAUCCAAGCUGUAAUGGUAAAUACUACUUACCUCAUCAAGCGGUAGUACGAGAAAGUAGCUUAACUACAAAAGUAAGAGUGGUAUUCGAUGCUUCUUCCAAAACUACCAACGGUAAAAGCUUAAACGACAUAUUGCAAGUAGGUCCCAAGCUACAAAAAGAUAUAUUUGACAUCAUUACGAAAUGGAGGUCAUGGAAAUAUGUAAUAUCUUCUGAUGUGGAGAAAAUGUUUCGCCAAAUAAAAAUUGAUACACCUGAUCAAGAAUACCAAUAUGUUUUGUGGAGGAAGAAUCCAAGCAAUCCAAUUGAACAAUACAAAUUAACAACUGUAACGUAUGGUACCAGUUCAGCACUCUUUUUGGCAAUUAGAACAUUAAUUGAAAUUGCCAAUCAUUGUAAAGAUGAAGAUAUUUCUAGCAGAAUAAAAGAAGACUUUUACAUGGACGAUUUACUAACUGGAGCAGAUACAAUCCAAGAUUGUAAGAAGAUACGAGAAGCAAUAUCCAACCACUUAGAUAAAUUUGGGUUUCAUUUGCGUAAAUGGAUAUCCAACAAUGGUCAGAUAAUAAAAACUGACAACUUUGAAAAUAAUGAGGUGCUAAACAUACAAGAAGAUGCAUGUUUGAAAACAUUGGGUUUGCAAUGGAACCCUAAGACGGAUAAUUUUACAUUCAACAUGCAAAUCGAGGAUGAUCUUAAAAUUACGAAACGGAUUGUGUUAUCACGUAUCGCAAGGAUAUUCGAUCCAUUAGGAUGGUUAACACCGAUUACGGUAACGGCAAAAUUGUUUAUACAACAUUUGUGGAAAUUGCAAUCAGACUGGGAUGAACCAUUGGAUAAAGAUCUCAGUAAAAUUUGGAAAUCGUUUGUUCAAAACUUGCCAGCGCUGACAAACAUAAAAAUAAAUCGAUGGAUUCAACGAUCAAACGGGACACCAUUACAAUUGCAUGGGUUUGCAGAUGCAUCUGAAAAGGCUUAUGCUGCUGUGGUUUAUGCAAAAGUUGGCUCAACAAUUACAAUAGUAGCCGCAAAAAGCAAAGUAAACCCCAUAAAAAACAAGAAGACUCUGCCUAAAUUGGAAUUGUGUGCAGCGCAUCUGUUAGCGAGAUUAUUGCAUAAAAUCAAGUACAAAAUCAACGCAGGUGCAGACAUUUAUGCAUGGAGUGAUUCUAUGAUCACAUUAUCAUGGAUAAGAAAGCCUAAUAGCAAAGAGAAAUUCAUAAGAACAAGAGUUUCCGAAAUAAAUCAAUGUUUGCCAAAUGUGAAAUGGGGCUAUGUAAAAUCUAAAGAAAAUCCAGCUGAUAUCGGAUCAAGAGGCAUUAAUCCAGAAAAACUUGAAAGCUGUUCCCUUUGGUGGUGUGGUCCGGAAUGGCUCAAAAAAAGAUAA
Calliphora vicina (urban bluebottle blowfly) is the source of this 2691-nucleotide messenger RNA. RefSeq lists its product as uncharacterized. The record is from RefSeq and is a predicted model, not a curated record. The coding region runs from base 1 to 2691 and encodes 896 amino acids. Gene Ontology annotation, biological process: proteolysis. Gene Ontology annotation, molecular function: aspartic-type endopeptidase activity. The transcript has a single exon. NCBI's taxonomy places the organism in Eukaryota, Metazoa, Arthropoda, Insecta, Diptera, Calliphoridae.